Messenger RNA from Cyprinodon variegatus (sheepshead minnow), 558 nucleotides. RefSeq names its product probable G-protein coupled receptor 83. Gene Ontology annotation, cellular component: membrane. Gene Ontology annotation, molecular function: G protein-coupled receptor activity. Gene Ontology annotation, biological process: G protein-coupled receptor signaling pathway. The record is from RefSeq and is a predicted model, not a curated record. NCBI's taxonomy places the organism in Eukaryota, Metazoa, Chordata, Actinopteri, Cyprinodontiformes, Cyprinodontidae. The annotation marks the transcript as partial. The transcript is spliced from 2 exons.
AUGCGAGCCGCGUGUGUUUGGUCAUUUGUUGCUGUCUGGGUGGUCGGCUCCCAGCGGGCAGCAACGCGUAACGACUCCUCUCUUCUUGGAGAGGCGAUGGUGCCGCGCACGGAGAGUUUACUGAAUGUUUCUGCGGAUUCGGGGAACCGGACUUCGGGAUUUUUCCUCUUGGAUUUCGAUGAUGGGAUGCUGGAGGAAUGGCGCUCAUUGGCGAAUAGGAAGAGCAGCGGGAAAGAGUCGCAGGAGUGCGGAGUCAAGGUGCUGCUGGUGGCCGCCUACUCGCUCAUCAUCGUGGUGUCCCUGUUCGGGAACACGCUGGUGUGCCAUGUGGUGGCCAAAAACAAGCGCACCCAGUCCUCCACCAGCUUGUUCAUCCUGAACCUGGCAGUUGCUGAUAUUUUCAUCACAGUGCUCAAUACCCCAUUUACUCUGGUCCGAUUUGUGCACAGCACCUGGGUGUUUGGGAGGACAAUGUGCCACAUCAGUCGAUUUGUACAAUACUGCUCUCUGCACGUAUCCACUUUGACGCUCACCGCCAUUGCUCUGGACAGAAGACAG